Molecule: messenger RNA, 264 nt
Organism: Cooperia oncophora
Lineage: Eukaryota; Metazoa; Nematoda; Chromadorea; Rhabditida; Trichostrongylidae
Source: the annotation of a GenBank genome assembly
AUGACACAAACUCGACACUCCGUCAAUCCGCGCUGUCACUCGCCACACUGGCCACGUGGCGCAAAAAUCGCGAGCAGCCUGACGUGGCACUCUUUUUGCGAUCAACACGUGGUGACAUCGGACGGAUUCUACGAUUUUGUAGAAGACGAAGGUGAUCGUCGUGCGGCUAACGUACGAGAACGAAAACGAAUGUGCAGCAUUAACGUCGCAUUUAUCACAUUUCCAUUCGAAAAGACCGCUGCUCAAGAAGUUGACAGCCCCUAA